AUGGAGACCUUCAAGAAGUGGUCUGGACGGGGGCUGUACAGUCGGGUCCUUUGUCUUGCCCUUUAUGUGGACUUGAACGGUCCUGAGGCGAGCACUGAUCCUGACAGGCACAGCUCAGGGACACAAAGCCCGCGUCUCUCCUCCUUCGUGUUGCAUUCUGGGUAUUUAUGUAAAACCAACAUGGCGGCCGCCUGCACCAGAACGCUGUGUAAGGUCGGCUGGAGUAUCUUGGAGUCUCCCGCCGCCCGCAGGUCCGGUCCAGUGUCCUACCUGCUGGGGAAUGUGGGCGCACGGGGGUCCGGGAGGGCGUACGGUACCGGCGGGUCCGGGUUCCGGUCCAAACUGCUGUCCGGUGUGCGGGGAGGCAGGCUGCUGGGCUGCGCGGUCCUGCUCGGGGGGGGUUUGGGUUUGUACCAGACUGUGAAGUUCAGGGUCCAGCAGCACCUGGCCGAGGACGAGAGCAAGGUUUCAGGAAGAGGUCUGACUUUGACCCUGUACCAGUACAAGACCUGCCCGUUCUGCAGCAAGGUGCGCGCCUUUUUGGACUACCACGGGCUGCCGUACGAGACCGUGGAGGUGAACCCGGUGAUGAGGAAGGAGAUCAAGUGGUCGGCCUACAGAAAAGUUCCCAUCCUGAUGGUGGGCGGAGACGUGCAACUGAACGACUCGUCCGUCAUCAUCAGCUCCCUGAAGACGUAUUUAACUUCUAAAGAUAAAAGUAUGUCUGACAUCCUCCUCUGUUACCCGGAGGUCAAGUCUGAGAACGACAGCGGGAAGAAGGUGACCGAGUACUUCAACAAGUACUGGCUGAUGCUGAGCGAGGCGGAGAACGCCGCGCUCUACCCCGAGAAGGGGAUGCAGAAAGAGGAGAUGAAGUGGCGUCAGUGGGCCGAUGAUUGGCUCGUCCAUCUUAUAUCUCCAAACGUUUACCGGACCACCGACGAGGCCCUGGCCUCCUUCGACUACAUCGUCCGGGAGGGGAAGUUUGGUACCUACGAGGGUUUCUUUGCCAAAUACGUCGGAGCUGCGGCCAUGUUCAUCAUCUCCAAGCGGCUGAAAAGUCGAUACAACCUGCAGGACGACGUCCGGCAGGAUCUGUACAAAGCUGUGAACGACUGGGUGACGGCCAUCGGCAAGAAGAGGAAGUUUAUGGGAGGAGACAAUCCCAACCUGGCUGACCUGGCGGUGUUCGGCGUCCUCAGAGUGAUGGAGGGCCUGCAGGCGUUUGACGACAUGAUGGAGAACACCAAAGUCAAGCCCUGGUACAGACGCAUGGAGCGAGCGGCGCUCAACCACGAGGGACGCAAGUGAAGCCGCACUGACGUGGAAAACGGGUGAAGUGACCUUCAGCCUCAAAAAGACUUGAGUGACCAGCGACGAGAUGAGCGCUUUGAGAGCGCUCACUGCUGCUGUGGUCGACUUCCUGCAGAGAUCAAUGAACACGUACAGAAAUAUACCGUAACAACGUAUUUAAUAACAGGAGGAACCCUGAAAACCUGCUUUUCACGUUGUCAUUUGUACUGACCUCUAGUGGUGAACGGCUUGAACUACAACACACCUGCACAGAGCACCUGACAUGAUGCAUUUCUGUUAAUAUCCUGCAAAUAUGUUUCUUUAUGUUUGAUUAAAUGAAUGAUGAGAAAAGUC
Molecule: messenger RNA, 1647 nt
Organism: Labrus mixtus (cuckoo wrasse)
Lineage: Eukaryota; Metazoa; Chordata; Actinopteri; Labriformes; Labridae
Gene: ptgesl
Product: prostaglandin E synthase 2-like
Exons: 8
Coding region: 1-1311 (436 amino acids)
Cellular component (GO): mitochondrion
Molecular function (GO): prostaglandin-E synthase activity
Source: RefSeq, a predicted model, not a curated record